Messenger RNA from Eurypyga helias (sunbittern), 2834 nucleotides. RefSeq names its product importin 8 (gene IPO8). Gene Ontology annotation, cellular component: nuclear envelope; cytosol. Gene Ontology annotation, biological process: protein import into nucleus. Lineage: Eukaryota; Metazoa; Chordata; Aves; Eurypygiformes; Eurypygidae. The annotation marks the transcript as partial. The record is from RefSeq and is a predicted model, not a curated record. The transcript is spliced from 17 exons.
GUUCUCUUAAGAAUCUUAGACCAAUACAGGCAAAAAGACUAUGUUGCACCACGUGUUCUUCAGCAAACGUUAAACUAUUUGAAUCAAGGGGUUAUUCACUCUCUAACAUGGAAGCAAAUGAAGCCACACAUACAGAGUAUAACAGAAGAAGUGAUAUUCUCUCUAAUGUGCUACAAAGAUGAGGAUGAAGAGCUCUGGCAGGAGGAUCCAUAUGAAUAUAUCCGGAUGAAAUUUGAUGUGUUUGAGGAUUAUGCUUCCACUACAACAGCAGCACAGAAUCUCCUUUAUACUGCUGCGAAGAAGAGAAAAGAGGUAUUACCAAAAAUGAUGGCAUAUUGCUACCAGAUUCUGACAGAGCCAAACAUUGAUCCAAGGAAAAAAGAUGGAGCUCUGCAUGUUAUAGGAUCCCUAGCAGAUAUUUUACUGAAGAAGAGUGUCUUCAAGGAUCAGAUGGAGCUGAUGUUACAGAAUCAUGUAUUUCCGUUGUUCAUGUCUAACCUGGGGUACCUCAGAGCUAGGUCCUGUUGGGUACUUCAUUCAUUCAGUGCUUUGAAAUUUCACAAUGAGCUGAACCUGAGGAAUGCAGUAGAGUUGGCAAAGAAGAGUCUGAUUGAUGAUAAGGAAAUGCCUGUCAAAGUAGAAGCAGCCAUAGCUCUUCAGACGUUAAUAAGCAACCAAGAGCAAGCCAAGGAGUACGUGAAGCCUUAUGUUAGGCCAGUUAUGCAAGAGCUCUUGCACAUUGUUAGAGAGACUGAAAAUGAUGAUCUUACCAAUGUAAUCCAGAAGAUGAUCUGUGAGUACAGUCAGGAAGUAGCUACCAUCGCCGUCGACAUGACUCAACACCUGGCUGAAAUAUUUGGUAAAGUACUUCAGAGUGAGGAGUAUGAGGAAGUAGAGGACAAAACAGUUAUGGCCAUGGGCAUCUUGCACACAAUCGACACUAUCCUGACAGUUGUGGAAGAUCACAAGGAGAUAACUCAGCAGCUCGAGAGCAUUUGUUUACAGAUCAUUGGCCUCGUUUUGCAGAAACAUGUUAUAGAGUUUUACGAAGAAAUUCUCUCCUUGGCCUACAGCUUGACAUGCCAGAUGAUAUCACCUCAAAUGUGGCAGCUUUUAGGUGUUCUAUAUGAGGUUUUCCAGCAAGAUUGCUUCGAGUACUUUGCAGAUAUGAUGCCUCUCCUGCAUAAUUAUGUGACUGUUGACACCAAUACCUUACUGUCUAACCCAAAGCAUUUAGAAAUCAUUUAUGCUAUGUGUAAAAAGGUAUUGACAGGAGAUGCAGGAGAAGAUGCAGAGUGUCAUGCAGCCAAACUCCUAGAAGUAAUUGUUCUUCAGUGCAAAGGACGGGGCAUUGACCAGUGUAUUCCACUCUUUGUGGAGGCUGUUCUGGAGCGGCUAACGAGAGGAGUUAAAACAAGCGAGCUUCGUACCAUGUGUCUUCAGGUUGCCAUAGCUGCACUCUAUUACAAUCCUGACCUACUUCUGCACACCUUAGAGAACAUCAGGUUUCCCCACAAUCCUGAGCCCAUCACUGCACAGUUCAUAAACCAGUGGAUGAAUGACACAGACUGUUUUCUUGGACUCCAUGACAGAAAGAUGUGUAUAAUAGGACUGAGCAUCCUAAUGGAAUUGCAGAACCGACCACCUGCUGUGGAUGCUGUGGCUGCCCAGAUUGUCCCUUCAAUCCUCCUCCUCUUCCUGGGCUUAAAACAAGUGUGCGCCUUACGAGAACUCACGGAACAUGAGGAUCAUGCUAAAGAUGAAAAACACGUUACAGAAGAUAAUGAAGAGAUACCGAGUGAUGAGGAGGAGACGAAUGAAGUGAGCCCGGCGAUGCAAGAGAACCAUGGUGGAGGAGGAGGGGGUGGUGGUGGAGGUGGAGAGGAGGAGGAUGAAGACGAUGAUGAUGAUGACUGGGAUGAAGAUGCAUUGGAAGAGACUGCUCUUGAAGGGUUCAGCACACCUCUUGACCUUGAAAAUGGUGUUGACGAAUACCAGUUUUUCACACAAGCACUUUUAGCGGUGCAGAGCCGAGAUGCAGCCUGGUACCAUUCGCUGACAGCACCCCUGAGUGAGGAUCAGAAGAAACAGCUGCAGGAAAUCUAUACAUUAGCGGAACACCGGCGAAAUGCUGCAGAGACUAAGACAAUAGAACAGCAAAGUGGCUACACGUUCGACAACAAAGGACUGCUCACCGCAUUUAACUUUGCUGGAAGUACUCCUGGUGGCAACUGAAGGAUCAGCUACAAAGGUCAAUGGGAAGUUUCUCAUCGUCACAUUUUCCUGAAAUCAUCGUGACUUCUGAGUGAUAGGGGAGGGUAAUUUAAUGCUGCUGAAGGUUUUCUGGAAAAUAGCAGUGUGCUUCCCCCACCAGAAUGCUCUUUCUAACCAGCUACUGUAAUGUACAAGUUCUUGUGGUGUUUUUAUAAUUUGAUGGACUGAAAGGAAACAUUUGUCCUCCAGGAAUCUGAAUGACUGGGAGGGGCCAGGCUGCAUCUAAUUGAGUUGCACUUCUCAGGUUUUUGCUGUGCAGAACUGAUAGAUUCGUAUGGAUAACAGUGCCUUCUGUUGUACAUGGAUUGCCUGAACAAAUGGAUUUUGGAGUGCAUUAUAAUUUUUUAAGUGUAAGGACAUUUCUUGAUACACUGUAAGCCUUGGUUCCUUGUUUUCCAGUCACCUGCUUUUUAAUUGUUCGUUGGUUGCGUAUGCGUUGCUGGAUUGUCUCACCUUCCCUCUUUGGUGCAGACCGACUGCGCGCAGGGAAGCGUCUGUUGGAGCUGCAGAGCAUACACUGGUUACGUCAGAGGGUCUCAACAGAAUCACUGAUUUUCCCU